Molecule: messenger RNA, 4306 nt
Organism: Pygocentrus nattereri (red-bellied piranha)
Lineage: Eukaryota; Metazoa; Chordata; Actinopteri; Characiformes; Serrasalmidae
Product: AFG3-like protein 1
Exons: 17
Coding region: 372-2735 (787 amino acids)
Biological process (GO): mitochondrial protein processing; protein-containing complex assembly
Cellular component (GO): membrane; m-AAA complex
Molecular function (GO): metalloendopeptidase activity; ATP-dependent peptidase activity; ATP hydrolysis activity
Source: RefSeq, a predicted model, not a curated record
AUUUAACAUGCUUUACUGCAUUUUAGCGCUUUAUAUAAUAAUAUAUCAAUGUAACGUUAAAUAAACGUUUGCUCUGUUUAGCGUUAUUACGUCAUACGUGGCAACCAAUCGCGGCUGAGUAGUAGGCUGGGCCUUAGAAAAGCGCUGUGCCACUGUUUGGCUGCCUGCUUACAAAGAUUAGCGUCAGGGAAAGUGAAGAGUAAAAAAUACCGUAAUAUUAAAUUAACUGCAGAGAGACUGUCGUGUUGUGUAACACCUAGUAAUUUUAGGGAAGGAAAUAAAAGGAUCUAAGCCGCGUACUCGGUACGAUUAUGCGGUCUGAGCAGGCAGCACCCGGGCGCCCUCCAGCAUUUGUUUACUAACGCUGUAAGAUGGUUCGGCUCCUGCGGUUCACCACUGCAGGCUCUAUGAAGUUUUGGGCGGACUCCUGGAGGAGAGGGAGCUGUGUAUUCAGCACGAACAGCGCAGCUGUUAGGAAUGUUUCUCUGCACCGAAUGAAAUUAAGAUUGGGAUCAAGUGAAACAUUGCUGUCACAUUUGCGUGCCUUCUCAAGCAAACCACCUAAAGGAUUUGAGAAGUUCUUUCCAAAAAGUGCAGGCGCCCCCGGUGUUAAUAGGUCAGCUGCUGAACCCAAGGUGAAAUCAAAUCAGCCAGAGGCCCAGGGAACGAGAGGUGGAGCAAGUGGAGGAGGAAGAGGUGGGGGUGGUAAAAAGGAAGAUGACAGUCGGUGGUCCCGCAUCCUUAAAGGAGACUUCCCAUGGGAUGAAAAGGACUUCCGGAAUGUCAUCAUUGCAGGAGCUGGAAUGCUGUCAGUGUUCGUUUAUUUGCACUUCAGAGACACAGGAAGAGAGAUAUCUUGGAAGGAUUUUGUUAAUUAUUACCUUGCCAAAGGGCUGGUUGAGCGCCUUGAAGUGGUUAACAAACAAUAUGUGAGAGUGCUUCCUGUUCCAGGUGUAAAUACAUCAGAAGUGAAUUAUGUUUGGUUCAACAUUGGCACUGUUGAUACAUUUGAAAGGAAUUUGGAGCAAGCAGAACGUGAGCUGGGUUUAGAGGAUCCACAUAAACUUCCGGUGGUAUACAGCACUGAGAGUGAUGGGUCAUUCCUAAUGAACAUGCUCCCGACUGUUCUGCUGGUUGGUUUCCUGCUCUUCACUCUGAGACGGGGACCAACAGCAGGAGGGAGCGGAGGCAGGAGAGCAAACAACCCCUUAAGCAUGACUGAGUCCACAGCUAAAAUAAUCAAAAACAAGAUCAAUGUUAGGUUCAGGGAUGUUGCUGGGUGUGAGGAGGCCAAGGUGGAGGUCUUGGAGUUUGUUAACUUCUUGAAGAACCCAAAACAGUACCAGGACCUUGGAGCCAAAAUGCCAAAGGGUGCAGUGUUGUCAGGCCCACCUGGCACUGGAAAGACUCUGUUGGCAAAAGCUACUGCUGGAGAGGCUGGAGUUCCAUUCAUUACAGUUAAUGGCUCUGAGUUUCUGGAGAUGUUUGUUGGUGUUGGGGCAGCGCGGGUAAGGGACAUGUUUGCCCUGGCCAGAAAGCAUGCUCCUUGUAUUCUGUUCAUUGAUGAAAUUGAUGCUGUAGGCAAGAAGAGAGGCGGAGGGCACUUUGGUGGGCAAAGUGAGCAGGAGAACACGCUCAACCAGCUGCUGGUGGAGAUGGAUGGCUUCAACAACAGCACUAAUGUGGUGGUGCUGGCAGCCACCAACCGCAUGGAUGUGUUAGAUCCUGCACUUUUGAGACCUGGAAGAUUUGACAGGCAGAUCUACAUAGGACAUCCUGAUAUUAAAGGAAGGGCGUCCAUUUUUAAAGUGCACUUACGACCACUGAAGCUGGAUUCCAGCUUGACCUCAGAUGCCUUGGCCAGAAAACUGGCAGCUUUCACACCUGGCUUCACGGGUGCUGAUAUUGCCAAUGUGUGCAACGAAGCAGCGCUCAUUGCAGCCCGUCACCUCAGUCCAGCCGUGUCCUCCAUACACUUUGAGCAGGCUGUUGAGAGGGUGAUUGGAGGCCUGGAAAAGAAGACCCAGGUGCUGCAACCUGCUGAGAAAACCACUGUAGCAUACCAUGAGGCUGGUCAUGCAGUGGUGGGCUGGUUUCUGGAGCAUGCUGACCCACUACUAAAGGUGUCCAUCAUUCCUCGAGGAAAAGGACUAGGCUACGCUCAGUAUCUUUCUAAGGAGCAGUACUUGUUCAGCCGAGAACAGCUGUUUGACCGGAUGUGUAUGAUGCUAGGAGGACGCGUAGCAGAGCAGGUGUUUUUUGGCAGAAUCACCACAGGUGCACAGGAUGACCUUAGAAAAGUCACACAGUCUGCUUACGCUCAGAUUGUGCAGUUUGGAAUGAGUGACGUGGUGGGUCAGAUGGCAUUUGAUCUCCCUCGGCAGGGCGAGCUGGUGUCAGAGAAGCCAUACAGUGAGGCUACUGCUCAGCUCAUAGAUCAGGAAGUGCGCUCUCUCAUCAGCAAGGCCUUUGAGAGGGCCCAUGAACUCAUCACAGAGAAGAGAGAACUGGUGGAGCAGGUGGGAAAACGCCUUCUGGAGAAGGAAGUUCUUGAAAAGGCUGACAUGAUGGAACUGUUAGGCCCAAGGCCCUUUGAAGAGAAGUCUACCUAUGAGGAGUUUCUGGAGGAGACUGGUAGUUUUGAAGAAGACAUCAGCUUGCCAGAGGGCCUCAAAGACUGGAACCAGAGCAAGGGUGGUUCCUCACAGCAGCAGAAACAGGCAGUGUACCUGUAGACCUCAGCUCUAGCUGGGUUAACAGAGGAAAGGGGGAUUGAGAGUUGUGAUGGAGAAGGACUUUGGCUACAGACACACUUUUUGUAACUGUAAGUAAUCAUAUUGGAGGAGUGAUGAGAUUCCUCCAUUGACCGGAUGUGUGCAAUCGUUAAUUUUUGAAUGUGUUCAUGGCAUGUUGCUUUGAUUUUCUUGUUUAAGGGAAACUCAAAAAAGUUUAAAAUAAUCUGUUACUGAAAGCCCCUGCAACCAUGACUGAGAAGCAGCUUAGAAAGUGUGUGUGUGUGUGUGUGUGUGUGUGUAUGUGUUACUGAAAGCUUUGAUUCUGGGAUGCAAUGAACCUCAUACUGUUGUCAGUUCCAUAAGCGCAGUGAACAACUUGACUCACUUUUUCUUUUUUUUUUAUAGAUGCAAAGAUUUUAAUAUUUAGUCUGGAAUUUAAGUGCCUUCACUGGAGAACAAACACAUUUCAGUGUUACUCUGGUGCUUGACUCAAUGACUUUAUUGCAUUCCAGGCAGUAGGUGCUAUUUUCCCUUUGAAUACUGUCAUUGCAGUGUGGCGGUAAGUAAUAAGUUUGAGUUGGCAAAGUUGUGUUGACUGUACAUUGUAUUUUUGUCCUCAGUCAGAAAGCUUAAAGCACUGUAAUGGAAUCACUGUGUCUUGUCUAUUUUGGACAUUAGUUAUGAUACAGCUAUGACUUGAGUAUUUGUAAGUAGCAAAGUCAAUGAACUGACUGUGUAUUAUAUGAAUGCACUUUGUAAUGCUUUUAAAUGUUUCUGGUUAAAGUUGUUUAAAGGUCUGUUUCUAGUCAGGUCAUGAUCAGAGUGAAGGAAGUGCUGAUGACCUGAUGAGUAGUUGUAAAUGAUUGUGUUGUGUAUUUUUAUGGUACAUUUGACUUUAUUCUUUUAUUUUCAGAUUAUUUCUUUUUGGUAUGUUUUGGCUAUUACUUUAUGAAGUUGGUUUACAAGAGAAAAUUGGGCUUCUCGUGUUGAAAGGGAUGCAGUAUUUUUGAGAAGCAGAGUUUUGAACACUUUUUCUUUUGUUGUAGAAAGACCUGUUACGCUGUUAUAUGCUCUGCAUAAAAAUUCAGUCUUCACAGAGUGCCUACUAAGAGUGUGUUUCUAGUCCUCUAUGGACUUGUGUCUCCUGCCAUUUUAGGAGGUAAAUACCACCCUGAUCGAAUAGACUUGGAAGUAGAUCCUGGAUUUCCUGCAUGUGUCAGGUCUUUUCUCAGGAAUAUUCAAGUAUGUCUACCUCACUGAGGCACUCUGUCCAUCUGUCUCUUUCCUUAAUCUUGGACUGACAGUUUUUACAAAUAUUCCAUUUCAUGCUGAUUUCCUCAAAUUCCUUGAUCCAGCUGCUGAAGCUUUUCCUGUUAUUUUAGGACAUUGCAAUUGUGGUAAUGUCUUAUGUCAGAAAAUCAUGUAAAGAGAUAUUUCUGACAUAAGAUUUAACUGGACUUUGCAGACUGUUAUGCCUUUGUGGCUUUGUGCAGGGUGUUCUACUGUGUGAAAUGUGAAAAUGCAAUGUGUUAAAAUGAUGUAACUUGACUAUUAAAACCUGUAAAGAUGAA